Messenger RNA from Eublepharis macularius, 5124 nucleotides. It is a transcript of the gene LOXL2, whose product is annotated as lysyl oxidase like 2. Gene Ontology annotation, biological process: peptidyl-lysine oxidation. Gene Ontology annotation, molecular function: protein-lysine 6-oxidase activity; copper ion binding. The transcript is spliced from 14 exons. NCBI's taxonomy places the organism in Eukaryota, Metazoa, Chordata, Lepidosauria, Squamata, Eublepharidae. The record is from RefSeq and is a predicted model, not a curated record. Bases 164 to 2470 code for a protein of 768 amino acids. Gene Ontology annotation, cellular component: membrane.
GUCUCAGUCUAGGAGAGGCACUUAAUGCAAGAGGAGCAACUCCCCCAGCCGUCCUGCCUGUAACUUGCUAGCAAACCAGCCCAGUUGCCUCCCUGCCCUCCACUGAACUCAACUGGUCGAGGACUUUGACUUCUCAGGGGACCUGUACCUGCUGGGGGAAAGAAUGGAGAGGUUCCUGGAUUUUACUUUUAACCACUGUUUUCUUGUGCUGUUCCUCUCUGCUUACCUGAGCCCCCUGAGCCUUGCCCAGUAUGAACAAUGGCCAUACCAACCGGGCCACCCUCCGAGUCCAUCCCAGCAGCCAGCCAAGGUUUCCAAAACCCAACUGCGGUUGGUGGGGAAGAAACACAAUGAAGGGCGAUUGGAAGUCUUCUACAAUGGAGAAUGGGGCACAGUUUGUGAUGACGAUUUCUCCAUCAGCAAUGCAAAUGUGGCCUGCAGGGAGUUGGGCUAUGUGGAGGCUGUAUCCUGGAUCCCGAGUUCUAAAUACGGCAAAGGAGAAGGGAGAAUUUGGUUGGACAAUGUCCACUGCACAGGCAAAGAGUCUACGCUGGCCGCAUGCACCUCCAACGGUUGGGGUGUAUCAGACUGCAAACACACCGAAGACGUGGGUGUGGUCUGCAGUGAAAAGAGAAUCCCGGGCUUUAAGUUGGAUGACUCUCUACUCAACCAGAUAGAGAAUAUAAAUAUUCAAGUGGAAGAUGUCAGAAUCCGACCCAUCCUGGGUGCCUCCCGCAAGCGUUUGCCCGUCACAGAGGGUUAUGUGGAAAUAAAAGAUGGAGGAACUUGGAAACAGAUCUGUGACAGAAAGUGGACCACAAAAAAUUCUCGAGUCAUCUGUGGCAUGUUUGGGUUUCCGGGUGAGAAGAAAUACAACGUCAAUAUCUACAAGUUGACUGCAAGCCGAAAGAAGCACAGAUACUGGGCUUACUCUGUAGACUGCAAAGGCACAGAGGCUCAUCUGUCCAGCUGUAAACUGGGCAGUCGCAUCAGUACAGCUACUGGGGCAAAUAUUACAUGUGUGAACGGAAUGCCUGCUGUGGUGAGCUGUGUCGCUGGCCGUGCCUUUGCCCCAAGCAGUCACACUGGCUUCCGCAAAGCUUUCCGACAGGAGCAUCCACUGGUGAGGCUAAAGGGUGGAGCCAAGACAGGAGAAGGCCGUGUUGAAGUGCUAAAGAAUGGGGAAUGGGGAACUGUUUGCCAUGACCAGUGGACUCUGGUUGCAGCCAGUGUGGUUUGCCGAGAGCUGGGCUUCGGAAGUGCCCAGGAGGCUAUUUCAGGUGCACGUCUUGGGCAAGGAAUGGGCCCCAUUCAUCUCAAUGAAGUAAAAUGCACGGGCUAUGAAAAGUCCAUCACAGACUGCAAAUUUGCCACAGACACACAAAGAUGCAGCCACGAAGAAGAUGCUUGUGUGAGGUGCAAUGUUCCAGCCAUGGGUUUCCAGGACCAGGUACGUUUGCGUGGUGGCCGUACACCCUACGAAGGCCGGGUAGAAGUCCUCUGGAACCACAAUGGCACGCUUAAAUGGGGAACAGUCUGUAGUGACAACUGGAGUACUGCAGAAGCCAUGGUGGUUUGCCGCCAGCUGAACCUUGGCUACGCGGAGCAUGCAUUUCAGGAAACUUGGUAUUGGCAGGGAGAUGGCAGCACGGAUCAAGUUGUCAUGAGUGGGGUGAAGUGUUCUGGGACCGAAAUGGCUCUGUCACAUUGUCGGCAUCACGCUCACGUCAUCUGUCCCAAGGGUGGGGGGCGCCAUGCAGCAGGCGUUUCCUGCACAGAGACUGCCGCUGACCUUUGUGUCAAUGCCAAGGAGGUGGAGUACACAUCAUACCUCGAAGACCGUCCAAUGUACAUGCUGCAGUGUGCACUUGAGGAGAACUGCUUGGCUUCCUCAGCUGUCAACACAUCUGUUUCCUCCGGUUACAGGAGGCUCAUGCGUUUCUCCUCCCAGAUCCACAACUUUGGACAGGCCGACUUCCGCCCUAGAAGUGGACGCCAUGCCUGGAUUUGGCACGAAUGCCACAGGCAUUACCACAGCAUGGAGGUGUUCACACAUUACGAUCUGCUGGAUCUCAAUGGCACCAAAGUGGCUGAAGGAAACAAGGCUAGCUUUUGCUUGGAAGACAGUGACUGCGCACCAGGCUUCCAGAGGCAGUAUGGAUGUGCCAAUUUUGGUGAGCAGGGAAUAACCGUUGGGUGCUAUGAUGUGUACCGGCAUGAUAUUGACUGCCAGUGGAUUGAUGUUACGGAUGUCAAACCAGGAGACUACAUAUUCGAGAUCCAUGUCAAUCCAACCAAGGAAGUUGCGGAGACUGAUUUUUCCAACAACCUCAUGAAAUGCCAAUGCAGGUUAAGCGAUCAACGUGUCUGGAUGUUCAACUGCCACACAGCCGACUCUUUCAGCGAAGCAAUAGAACAGAAGUUUGAUCACUUCAAUGGACUUAUGACCAACCUGGUGCCCACUCGAUAAAGAGAAACCCUUCACGUCAGCCGCCAUUAUUUAAGGAAGAAGGAAUACCUUUUCCCACAAUUUCCCUAACCACUGCACCGAAGCCUAAAGUACUCCAACAACCAACCAAGAACUUUCAAAUAAGCUUUGUAAGUUAUUUCCAGAGGUGUCCUCCGUACCUACUUUACGGUGUUCAGCUGCAGAACGGGGUUGGUUCUUGUUUCACAUCCAUUCCAUCAGAAGGAAGGUUUUGCACUAAGCUGUCAAGUUUCCCCCAAGAACUUGUUUCCCCUUGGUGUACACCCUAAUUUAUUCACUAGGAAUUGUGUGCAAACUCUCACGUUGUAUCUGUUCAACAAAAGAUGGCAAUACCCACCCAAUAGCCCACAUCAGGAAGCCAGAUGCUGGCAAUUUGUAAGGGGAUUUCUCUCACACAGCAGCUGUCUUUAUGUUCCAUCUCACAAAGAUUUGAAAAAUCAACUCUAUACCACUGAUGCAGAACAGACAUUUCUGCAGAAUUCUUUUGCCGUACGGAGGUCUCAAGAACACUGUGUCUUAAUUUCUUGUACUGGUCAGCCACCGGUCUCUUGGCCCCAUCCCUUCUCCAAGAGUGUGUUCGACAGCUGGUUUCGAUGCACUACGGCGUGAAACAUCUCUCAAGUUAUUCCUUACAUUUUGGUUUUGGGUGCCACUAGACUGUGAAUUGUUCUUCACCCAUUAAGCUGUUCAUCUGCCUGCCUUGGACUUUUAUUCCCCAGUACUCCUAUCUGUGCCCAUCUUCUCUUCCCCAUCCAUAGGAAACAUGGCCUAUGAACAUCUCGUCAACAAAUGUCCUCUCCAAAGUAGGUAAUUUAUUGGCCCUUUGCCAUCAGGGCCCUUCUGGUGAUAUGAUUUCCCCCCCCCCUUCCUUUUUGCAUACAUUGGUAAAAACAUAAUGGUGCUAAGUCUCUGUGCCUCUCUUCACUUAAGGUCAUGCAUUCAUAGAAUUGCAGAGGCACACAUACAUAUACACCUACUUGAAUAAACCAUAUUUUUGGUGCAGGAAGACAGAGUGGGUGCUUUUUGUAAACUUCCAGCAAACGUAACUAGGUUGGUUGUAGCCUUGAAGCCAGAAAUUCAGAGAGCAGAAUUACUUUAGAAUUGCCUCGUUGGAUCAGGUCGAGAUCCGUCUAGUCCCAAAGCAGCCAUCCGGCUGAUUCUAGAUGCCCAGAAAAACAGGUCAUAAAGGUGAUCACCUCACUCCCAGCCCUGCGUUUGUUCUCAAUACGAGGCAGAGGCCGGUUGACUCUGUGCACAGGGGUUCUGUUACCUUAGCUACUACCCACUGAUACACCUUGCUUCUAAUCCUAUUUGUUUUGCUGGUGUCGGUGAAGGGACUGAAAAGGGACUCUUCAAGCCUAGACAGAGCGAACAAAUAUUGUUUUAGGCUUUCCCAUGUUUUCCACAGAAACCCUUGCUUGCCAUCUCCUGCAAUGCGUGAAAGCCUUCCCCAGUUGAAGGAGCAGACACACACACACACCAAACUACUAGCCAGGUUGCACUGUGUGUUGCAAAGCUUAACUGGAGGGGGAGUCAUACCUCCUCAGUCAGCACAUUUCUCAAAGCAACCUAGCAUCUUCCCUCCUCCAUUCUUAUCUGUGAAAUAGGGCCAAGAAUGACCAAGGAAGGGAGUUUAGACAUGAAGAGAAACAGAAUAAAGUACACUGCAUGGCUAAAUACUGUGUGAAUAAUUAGAAAUUACACUUAGCAGCUGUGAUUUGCAGAAAUGGACAAAUAAUCUCCCAGUUAUGUUUUUUGGUCAUACAUAACCUACCUCACAGGGGUGUUGUGAGGCUAGCAGCCAAUUCAGAUAACCAUGUUUGGACAGGCUGUUAUUCCAGCUGGGGGAGGUAAUCAAACUUCUGUCCCAGGAACGCAAACUAGCACCUUUGUAUGUUGCCCCCAGUCCAUGCCGGAGCACCACACACACCAGCUUGUGUUACUGGUGGUGAACACAUCAAAAUGACAGAAGAGGGACCUAGCUUAGCAGUGGUAAGUCUCCAAAGGCUCUACUGCAGCUGGGCUGGGCAGCAUCACUUUGCGCACAAGAAUGGCUCCAGCGCAUGACAACGGCCAUUGCAUUUCUCAUCAUCUUUUCAGCCACUCCGCCCCUUUGGCACCAGUGGAGAUGAAACCUGAUGGUUAAAGGUAGGGCUUUUGUCUGACACCGGGUAAGGGCUCAAGCAACUCAUGCAAACAAGUCUCAGUUACUGGUGUUUUUCUGCAGUCACAGUAGUAAAGUAUCACUGGCUGGAAGCUGCCAUGCCACCCGCUCUUUUCAUGAGACCCACCUUGCUAGAUGAUAUAGGGAAACAGCUCCAUUGCAGUGGGCCCGGCUGCAAAACAAGGAGGAGGCAAAGCCUCACGUUUUCAGCCCAUAAGCUAUUUAAGCCCAUUUGCCCCUGCCCACACACUAAUAUCAGGAAUAAAAAUCUAAGUAACUCAAUUUACAUCAAGAGUAACUCAAGUAACUCUAAGUAACUCAAUUUACAUCAAGAGUAACUCAAGUAACUCUAAGUAACUCAAUUUAAAUCAAGACUGCCCUGCUACUUCCAGACUGGGGAUUCACAGGGGCCAUAAGGAAGUUUACCCUUGAAAAGCGCAACAGUGUAAGAGUUCAGCAAAAUGUAUUUGUG